GCAUGCUCAAGCAGAAGUUUGUGUAGAUCAAUCGAUCGACAUGUCUUUCUCCCAUGGCGGCACAUGGCCGGUGAUCCCUACAGUAGUUCUGCUAAUGGGCGGCCUGUUCGCCGCCUUCCCUGCCGCGUCGGGCGGCCGCGUCGACGCCGGUGACAUGCUGAUGAUGGACAGGUUCCGGCAGUGGCAGGCCACUCACAACCGUUCGUACCUGAGCGCCGACGAGAGGCUGCGGCGCUUCGAGGUGUACCGCAGCAACGUGGAGUACAUCGACGCCACCAACAGGCGCGGCGACCUCACCUACGAGCUCGGCGAGAACCAAUUCGCCGACCUCACCGGGGAGGAGUUUGUCGGAAGGUAUGCGUCGUCGCACGACGCCGGCGGUCACACUGACUCGGUCAUCACGACGGCCGCCGAGGCUGACGGCCUCUGGUCGUCUGGCUCUGCCGGUGGCGACGACUCCUUGGAGGCUCCGCCUCCGCCCAGCGUCGACUGGAGGGCCAAAGGCGCCGUGACGCCGGUCAAGAACCAAGGCUCGCAAUGCUUUAGCUGCUGGGCGUUCUCGGCGGUGGCAAUGAUGGAGAGUCUCUACUUCAUCAAGACGGGGACGCUGGUGCCCCUGUCGGAGCAGCAGCUGGUGGACUGCGACAAGUACGACGGUGGCUGCAACCGAGGCUACUACCACAGGGCCUUCCAGUGGAUCAUGGAGAACGGCGGCCUCACCACGGCGGCGCUCUACCCAUACAAGGCGGUGAGAGGCGUCUGCUUCCGCGCCAAGCCCGCCGUCACCAUCACCGGGCACGCGGCGGUCGCCAAGAACGAAUUGGCCCUCCAAAGCGCCGUCGCGAGGCAGCCCAUCGGCGUGGCCAUCGAGGUCCCCAGCAGCAUGCAGUUCUACAAGAGCGGCGUCUUCUCGGCCCCCUGUGGGAUCCAGAUGAGCCACGCCGUGGUGACCGUCGGCUACGGCACCGACGCCUACUCGGGGCUCAAGUACUGGCUCGUCAAGAACUCGUGGGGCCAGACGUGGGGCGAGGCCGGCUACAUCCGUAUGCGCCGCGACGUCGGAGGCGGGGGCCUCUGCGGCAUCGCGCUCGACACCGCUUACCCGACCAUGUGAUGUGAUGUCCAUCAGGCAUGCGUGCGCACCUACGUACGUUCCGAGUUAAGUAAGCUCGCAGGCAGCGGCAGCAUCUGCCCUAGUAGUACUCCAUCGUGCAUUUGUGACGUCCUGCCUAUGUCGUGGAUUAUAUCGAGACCGCUAUUAUCCAUGUCGUAUGUGUACGUGUAACAAUAAACUAUCAUGCGUUUUCUCUUGUUAAAAAAGGAAAAUGUCGCCAAGCAGAAGGGCUGCAAGAA
Molecule: messenger RNA, 1353 nt
Organism: Triticum aestivum (bread wheat)
Lineage: Eukaryota; Viridiplantae; Streptophyta; Magnoliopsida; Poales; Poaceae
Product: ervatamin-C
Exons: 2
Coding region: 41-1114 (357 amino acids)
Biological process (GO): proteolysis
Molecular function (GO): cysteine-type peptidase activity
Source: RefSeq, a predicted model, not a curated record